AUUUCAAGCAUCUUCUGUUUUAUAUAAUCAACAAUGGAGAGUCUUAGGGAUGGUAUGCUGGUUGGACUCGGCAACCCGCUGCUGGAUAUCUCGGCAGUGGUUGAGAAGGAUCUCCUUGACAAGUACGAUAUGCAGCCCAACAAUGCGAUACUGGCGGAGCAGAAACACAUGCCAAUCUAUAAAGAGCUGAUCGACAAGUACCAGGCCGAGUACAUUGCCGGUGGCAGUGUGCAGAACUCACUGCGUGUCGCUCAGUGGAUCCUGCGGAGGCCUCGGACGGCCAUAUUUUUCGGCUGCGUGGGACAGGACGAGUACGCCCGCAUACUAGAGGAGCGUGCCACAUCGAACGGAGUGAACGUGCAAUAUCAACGAUCAUCUACCAAUCCGACCGGUACCUGUGCGGUACUGGUAACCGGUACACAGCGCAGCCUCUGUGCCAAUCUAGCCGCUGCAAACGAUUUUACACCGGAGCAUUUGGAAAGCGCUGCCAACCAGGCGUACAUUGCCGGUGCACAGUUCUUCUACGUUUCUGGCUUUUUCUUUACGGUUAGCUUCGAAAGUGCGCUCAGUGUGGCCCGGCAGGCGGCGGCCAGUGGGCGUAUGUUUAUGAUGAAUCUUAGCGCACCUUUUGUGCCGCAGUUUUACAAGAGCAAUCUCGAGGAAAUAUUCCCGUACGUCGAUGUGCUGUUUGGCAAUGAGACGGAAGCGGUAGCAUUGGCGAAGGAAUUUAACUACGGUACGGAAGAUUUGCGUACGAUCGGUAAACGAAUUGCGGACCUACCGAAGGAAAAUGCCAACCGGAAACGCAUCGUAAUUAUCACCCAGGGAAGCGAUCCGGUGCUACUGAUCGAGAGUGGAACCGAGAGCGUUCGGGAAUUUCCCGUACAAAAGCUAGCGCCGGAACAGAUGGUCGAUACGAACGGUGCGGGUGAUGCGUUUGUUGGUGGCUUUUUGGCACAACUGCUGCAAGCUCGCAGCGUGGACGUGUGCAUCAACUGUGGCAUAUGGGCGGCACGAGAAAUUAUUCAACGGUCUGGUUGUACGUUCGAAGGAGAACCAUCGUUCGGUGUCUAAACUA
This is a messenger RNA of Anopheles maculipalpis, 1078 nucleotides long. RefSeq lists its product as uncharacterized. Gene Ontology annotation, molecular function: adenosine kinase activity. Gene Ontology annotation, biological process: purine ribonucleoside salvage. Gene Ontology annotation, cellular component: nucleus; cytosol. The coding region runs from base 34 to 1074 and encodes 346 amino acids. The record is from RefSeq and is a predicted model, not a curated record. Lineage: Eukaryota; Metazoa; Arthropoda; Insecta; Diptera; Culicidae. The transcript has 5 exons.